AUGAGAUUGGAAAUGCUGAUACGUUCCCCUUUCAUCCUGUAUCGACAUAUCGCUGCAGAUUGGUUGAAAAGUAGUUUACUACCCUCUAGGCUGAUCAUUCAUCAGCGGACAUUAACAAACAACACAAAAUUGUUGAAAAUGCCCCCAACACAGCUUCAACAUCAAAAUGGAUUGACAACAGAAAUGCCUUCCCUUCCUCUUUUAUUAGAAUCACAAACCGGUGAAGAUACGGGUAUUUUAUUGGCAAAAAUGAAUGUUCCUCGUACUAAAAAUGCCCUUUCAAGAGCGCUUUUUCGUGAGGCUGUCGAUAGACUUCGUUAUGAUAGAAAUGCUCGUGUUUUAAUUAUUAAAAGUGCUGUUCCUGGAACUUUUUGUACAGGUGCUGAUCUAAAGGAAAGACGACAAAUGACUGAAAUUGAAGUUUUUCAAUUCGUUGACUUUUUGAGAAGAACCUUUAAUGAAAUAUCUGCUUUACCUUUUCCGGUACUUGCAGCGAUUGACGGCUUUGCACUAGGUGGAGGACUAGAAUUAGCUAUGGCAUGUGAUAUUCGAAUAGCCUCGCCCCAAUCAAAACUUGGGUUGGUAGAGACUAAAUUAGCAAUAAUUCCUGGUGCUGGGGGAACUCAAAGACUCCCAAGAAUUGUUGGAUUGGCUAAAGCAAAAGAAUUAAUCUUUACUGGGAAAGUACUUACAGGCAGUGAGGCUUUAAGUAUCGGACUUGGACCUAUAGCGUCGAAAAUGGCCAAAAUAGCAAUAGAUCGAGGAUCAGAAUUAGAAUUAGCUAGUGGAAUGGUAGUUGAACAACAAUGCUAUGCACAAAUUAUGCCUACAAAAGACCGUUUAGAAGCCUUAAAAGCUUUUGCAGAGAAAAGAGAGCCUAAAUAUAAAGGAGAAUAA
Messenger RNA from Meloidogyne enterolobii, 897 nucleotides. NCBI's taxonomy places the organism in Eukaryota, Metazoa, Nematoda, Chromadorea, Rhabditida, Meloidogynidae. The record is from the annotation of a GenBank genome assembly.